AUGAAGCCAACAACGUUACGAUCUUUUCUACCGCGACCUGCAAUUAAUCAGAGAAUUUGUAUAUCUCGAGUAUCUCGGGGUUAUGCGGUCCAAGCUCCAGGAAACCCGACUCUACAAGUCUUCAAUCGAAAUACAAAAUACCUGCAGAAAGAACGAGCAGCUUCAAAUGUAGAAAGAAGUCGGCAGGCGGACUAUCUGAAGGAUGAAGUGGCUAUGCGGUUAUCGGAGAGGUUACUAGAUAUAAAUCGACAUUUUAACCAUGUCCUCGACCUGGGGGCAAACUCAUGCAACAUAGCGCGGGCGCUUACUCUUCCCGAUCCUGAUAUUGACCCUUCAAAGACAACCUCUCCUCCUCUUUCCACCCGAAUAUCACACCUCACAGCUGCAGAUUCCUCCCGUACACUGCUGUAUAGAGAUGUCGACCUUCCAUUCAAUCAAGAGAUAAACCUCACACGCCAAGUGCUGGACGAUGAGGAACGAUUGCCGUUUGAAGCCGAAACAUUUGAUGCUGUAUUGAGCUCUCUAAGCAUGCAUUGGAUCAAUGACCUUCCUUCUCAACUAGCUCAAAUAAACCAUGUUCUUAAACCUGACUCGCCGUUCAUUGCAGCCAUGUUUGGAGGAGAUACUCUGUACGAAUUGCGAACAUCACUACAACUUUCAGAUCAAGAACGGCGAGGUGGAGUCGCAACACAUGUUUCUCCAUUAGCAGAUGUUCGAGACAUGGGCGGGCUACUACAAAAAGCCGGAUUCAAAAUGUUGACUGUUGACGUAGACGACAUCAUCGUUGACUUUCCCGACACUUUUUCAUUAAUGCGAGAUCUCCAAGCAAUGGGAGAGAGUAAUGCUGUUCUGGGGAGAGAACCAGGAGGUAUACAGAAAGAUGUACUUCUUGCGAACGAAGGCAUUUAUCGGGAGCUGCAUGGGAAUGAGGAUGGGACAUUACCAGCAACGUUUAGAAUGAUUUAUAUGAUUGGUUGGAAGGAAGGCCCAAAUCAGGCCAAGCCGCUGCCGAGAGGAAGUGGGCAGAUUAAUAUCAAGGAUAUUUUGGGGGGUGGAGAGGUCAAGUGA
Molecule: messenger RNA, 1068 nt
Organism: Lachnellula hyalina
Lineage: Eukaryota; Fungi; Ascomycota; Leotiomycetes; Helotiales; Lachnaceae
Gene: ndufaf5
Product: Arginine-hydroxylase, mitochondrial
Exons: 2
Coding region: 1-1068 (355 amino acids)
Biological process (GO): mitochondrial respiratory chain complex I assembly
Cellular component (GO): mitochondrion
Molecular function (GO): S-adenosylmethionine-dependent methyltransferase activity
Source: RefSeq, a predicted model, not a curated record